Meyerozyma guilliermondii ATCC 6260 is the source of this 3021-nucleotide messenger RNA. RefSeq names its product putative ATP-dependent permease (gene ADP1). The coding region runs from base 1 to 3021 and encodes 1006 amino acids. NCBI's taxonomy places the organism in Eukaryota, Fungi, Ascomycota, Pichiomycetes, Serinales, Debaryomycetaceae. Gene Ontology annotation, molecular function: ATP binding; ATP hydrolysis activity; ABC-type transporter activity. The transcript has a single exon. The record is from RefSeq and is a predicted model, not a curated record. Gene Ontology annotation, cellular component: membrane.
AUGAAGCUAUCAAAAUUAAUAGUGGCCGUGGUAGUUUCUGCGGCUUCUGUUGUCUCUUCCAUCACUCUAGAGACGGAGCAGGAUGUGAUGGAACGAUUUGAGAAAAUAAAGGGCCGAUUUGCAUUCCAGGACCGUCUUUCAUUAAAACCUGUUGACCAGGAUGAUGAAUGUCCUCCUUGUUUCAAUUGCAACCUUCCCAAUUUCGAGUGUAGUCAGUUUUCACAGUGUAAUACGUUCACGGGAAUGUGUGUUUGUCGAGAUGGAUAUGGUGGAUUAGAUUGUUCGGAGGCAUUAUGUGGAGCAUUGAGUGACGGGAACAGUCAUAGACCAAAGAAAAAACUCAAUGAAACAUGUGAAUGUCGUCCAGGAUGGCUGGGAAUUAAUUGCAAUUUGUGUACUCAAGAUGAUGUCUGCGACACGUUUAUGCCUGAAGGUUUGAAGGGCACCUGCUAUAAGACUGGAGUACUUAUCAACAACUUUCACCAGAUGUGUGAUGUAACCAACAAGAAAAUCAUUUCAAUUCUUAAGGGACAGAAACCACAGGCUACGUUUAGCUGUAACAAGACUGCUGGAGAGUGUGACUUUCAGUUUUGGAUUGACCAAAAGGAAUCUUUCUACUGCGAUUUGACCGAGUGCGAGUAUAAUUACGAUAUCGCCAAAAAUUCAACAAGAUACCAAUGCAAAAACGUUGCAUGUAAGUGUAUACCUGAUCGUAUGCUCUGUGGUGAAGCUGGUUCCAUUGAUAUAUCGGAUUUUCUCACAGAGACAAUUAAGGGCCCAGGUGACUUUUCAUGUGAUGUUGCUGAGCGUUCAUGUCGCUUUUCCGAGCCAAGCAUGAACGAUUUGAUACAGUCUGUAUUCGGAGACCCUUUCAUUACACUCAAAUGUAAGUCAGGUGAGUGCGUACACAAGAGUGAGAUCCCCGGAUUCGACAGCCCUGACAAAAGUCGCUUAACUUUAGGUAACGCUGUGGUGAUAGUGGGUGUUACUUUUGUAUGUUUCUUGGUCCUUUUGGCUUCUGUACACAAUAUCAGAAAAACUCCGUUGUUCCUGGCUGUUCCACAAAGUGAUGUUGGUGCUGAUUCCACCGCAUUGAGUGAAAACUUUACCCCAACUUCCCUUGCGUUUGAGAACGUGAGCUACACUGUUCCCAGCGGACAAACCGUCUUGAAGAACGUAUUUGGUUUGGUUCGCCCUCGCGAGUGCCUUGCUAUCAUGGGAGGUUCAGGAGCCGGUAAGACUACCUUGCUUGAUAUUUUAGCUGGCAAGAACAAGGAUGGUUCAGUAAAGGCAAACAUAACUGUCAACGGAGCCCAUCUUGAUCCUCGUGACUUUAAGAAAAUUAUUGGUUUUGUUGACCAAGAGGAUCAUUUGAUUCCAACUUUGACGGUUUACGAGACUGUGCUCAACAGUGCUCUACUUCGUCUUCCACGCUCAAUGAGCAUAAGAGCUAAGCAAGCUCGAGUCGUGGAGGUUCUUAACGAGUUGCGUAUUUUGGGUAUAAAAGACCGUGAGAUUGGAUCUGACUUCAAGCGAGGAAUCUCUGGCGGUGAAAAACGUCGAGUAUCUAUUGCCUGUGAGUUGGUUACGUCUCCAUCGAUUCUUUUCUUGGACGAGCCAACUUCAGGACUAGAUGCCUACAAUGCUAGAAAUGUGGUAGAUUGUCUCGUGAAACUUUGCCGUGAUUUCGACCGAACGAUAGUAUUCACUAUUCAUCAACCACGAAGCAAUAUCGUGUCUCUCUUUGACAAAUUACUCCUCUUGAGUGACGGUGACUUGGUAUACUCUGGAGAUAUGAUGAAAUGUAAUGGUUUCUUUGCUAGGAAUGGAUUCAAGUGUCCAGUUGGCUACAAUAUUGCCGAUUAUCUCAUUGACUUGACAGCCAACGAAAGCAGUCCUCCGGUGCCACAACAAGACUUGGAGAAUUUGUCCACUGAAGCAAGUAGCACAGAUGUUCAUGCGGUAGACGAGACUGAAAAUUUUGACUUGAGUAGAGAGUGGGAGCACUAUGCAUCGCAUCGUGAUGAAUUCUUUGGUUCGAGUGAUAACCAGAAAGGAAACGCCGAAAUGGCGACGAAGCUUAAUCAAAUGUUCGUUGAAUCUGUCUUUGCCAGCGAUCUUCAAGAUGAAAUUAAGGAACUAAAAGGAUCUGCAUCUCAGUUUGAUCUCGCCGACAAUCCAAAAGCAUCUAUCGGUACGCAAAUUAGCAUUUUAUCUUCUCGUACCUUCAAGAAUUUGUACAGAAACCCAAAAUUGUUGUUGAGUCACUACAUUCUUUCCGUUUUGGUGGGUGGUUUUUGUGGAUAUUUGUAUUACGAUGUUCAGAAUGAUAUAAGUGGUUUCCAGAACAGACUAGGAUUGUUCUUCUUUGUUUUGGCUCUCUUUGGCUUCUCAGCCUUGACCGGAUUACACUCUUUCUCGGCAGAGAGAAUCAUCUUCAUUCGUGAGCGUGCAAACAACUAUUACCAUCCGUUCAGUUACUAUGUCAGCAAAAUUGUUUGUGAUGUUAUACCCUUGCGUGUUUUCCCACCAAUAAUCUUGACCAGCAUUGUUUAUCCUCUCGUUGGGUUAUCAGCAGAGAAUAACGGAUUCUUAAAAACCAUAAUGGUGUUGGUUCUUUUCAACCUCUCGGUAGCAAUUGAGGUAUUAAUCGUGGGAAUAUUAAUUAAGGACCCUGGUACAUCUACCAUGAUUGGAGUGUUGGUGCUCUUGUUUUCUCUUCUCUUUGCUGGAUUGUUCAUCAAUGGAGAGGAACUUCAAGCUGCUAUUCAAUGGCUCCAGUGGAUUUCUGUUUUCCAUUAUGCAUACGAAGCAUUAUCAAUCAAUGAAGUCAAAGAUUUGAUUUUGAAAGAAAAAAAAUACGGACUCUCUAUCGAGGUUCCUGGUGCCGUCAUCUUGAGCUCGUUUGGCUUUGAUGUCGGUGCUUUCUGGAAAGACACUUACAGCCUUAUUGUAUCAAUACUUGUAUUCUUGACGUUGGGAUACUUGUUCCUCCACUUCUUUGCUUAUGAGAAGAGAUAG